CUCUGAUUGGUUGUUUCUCUCUCUCUAGCUUCUUGGCGCAUUGUGUACAAGAGGAAGCCACGUUGACACGAAAGCGGUGAUUUUCUUCAGCAAACUUAAACCCGGAGCUUUCAUAAGAACAGAGUUUGCUGUUAAAGGCUGAGAGGUGUAAAGGUCUGCCAGAAUAAACAGGAUGAGUGUAGGCUUCAUUGGAGCAGGUCAGCUGGCCCAUGCCUUGGUGAAGGGCUUCACUGCAGCGGGUGUAAUUGCAGCUCACCGGAUCAUGGCCAGUUCUCCAGAUACAGAUCUGCCGACAGUGGCCGGGCUCAGGAAAAUGGGUGUGAACUUCACAACCAGCAACAAGGAAACAGCGCAUAAGAGCGACGUCCUCUUUUUGGCCGUCAAGCCUCAUAUUAUUCCUUUCGUCCUGGAUGAAAUCGGACCUGAUAUUGAAGACAGGCAUCUCAUCGUGUCCUGUGCUGCUGGGGUCACCAUUAGCUCCAUUGAGAAGAAACUGCUCCAGUACCGUGCUGACCCUAAGGUGAUCCGCUGCAUGACUAACACCCCAGUGGUGGUGCGCGAGGGGGCCACGGUAUACGCCACCGGCACACACGCUGAGGUGGAGGACGGGAAGCUUCUGGAGCAGCUGAUGGCCAGUGUGGGAUUCUGCACGGAGGUGGAGGAGGAUCUGAUCGACGCCGUUACAGGACUCAGCGGCAGUGGGCCAGCUUACGCUUUCACGGCUCUCGAAGCUCUGGCUGAUGGUGGUGUGAAGAUGGGUCUGCCCAGGAGGCUGGCUGUGAGACUGGGAGCGCAGGCGCUGCUUGGCGCUGCUAAAAUGCUCCUGGAUUCAGAGCAGCACCCAGGCCAGUUGAAGGACAACGUGUGCUCACCAGGGGGCGCCACCAUCCACGCCCUGCACUUCCUGGAGAGCGGUGGCUUCCGGAGCCUUCUCAUCAAUGCUGUGGAGGCUUCGUGUAUCAGGACCAGGGAACUACAGUUUCUCGCUGAUCAGGAGAAAAUCUCACCUGCUGCUAUUAAGAAGACCACACUGGACAAGGUGUUGCAGCAGCCUGGUGUCUCUUCUACCACAGUGGGAACCAAGAGCAGAGUCAACAUGUUCAACAACAGGAGUGGAAUUAAGAAAGUCUGAGGAAUGUUACACACACGCACACUUACAAAUACAUCCCUUUACUUUAUUCGCUCCUUUGGGUGCAGGCAGAUGUUACUAUUCUGAUGAAUUCUGAACAAAGUAGUUUGGCAUAACUGUACACACACACACACACACACACACACACACACACACACACACACACUCGCACACAGUCUCAGACUGAAAUGAACAGAAGUGCAUUUCCAGCAUGCUGUCUAUCGCCUCGUGCCUCCCUGCAGCAGCAGACAGUUCAUUCGCUCCCUUGGGAGUAGCAUCCGGAGUUAAAGGCAGCAGAUGCUACGUGACGUUAUCAAUUUUUUUCUUAAGUACCUCCCCGUCCUUUAAAAAAAAUCAACAAUGAUAACAAAUUUUGUUUUGUCAGCUACAUAUUUGUAAUAUUUAAUUUUCUAAAUAAUCACAUUUAAUAUUAGGGCCCAAAUUCACUGUAAGUAUGUUUAUUCUUUUCUUAGUGUUCUACUUUGGCACAUAAUAAUUUUAUAUAUAUAUAAUAUGUGCUGCAUGAUGAAUCACUGUAGUGACUCACCACGCCUACCCUUCAGGGUUCUAGAGUCACAAAGACCUUUUGAAUUUCUUCAUCUGUAGAAGGAAGUGAAGGUGCAAAAGUCAUGUGUGGUCUUUUUUUUUUUUUUGUGCAACGUCUUGUCUGCUCUCUUUUCUUUGUUAAAGCCCUUUAUAAAGCUAUGAAUCAAAGUAUAAAAAAAGCAGCUCAGUCAGUACUCAGUUGGAAACAUACUUGCUUUAUAUAUUAAGUUACUUCUGAAAAUAAAAGAAGAAACCUAGUCAUGUUUUAUAUCAUAAGGAGUUCCUGUGUGUUGUAAUGAAUGAAACGGCUUUGGCUUCCUGCAGGCUUGAAUUAAAAGGUGCUGAUUCUAAUAAAGAAACCUUUUUAUUUGGA
Messenger RNA from Pangasianodon hypophthalmus (striped catfish), 2048 nucleotides. It is a transcript of the gene pycr1b, whose product is annotated as pyrroline-5-carboxylate reductase 1b. The coding region runs from base 173 to 1132 and encodes 319 amino acids. The record is from RefSeq and is a predicted model, not a curated record. Lineage: Eukaryota; Metazoa; Chordata; Actinopteri; Siluriformes; Pangasiidae. Gene Ontology annotation, biological process: L-proline biosynthetic process. Gene Ontology annotation, molecular function: pyrroline-5-carboxylate reductase activity. The transcript is spliced from 8 exons.